UCCAUAAAUAGAGCAAGCAUCUUUGUUGGAACUAGAUCCAAUUCCAUUUCAAAAACUCAUACCUCUUCUCCAACAUGAAAGACACCAUUGUUCUAUACCCUAAUCUUGGUAGGGGACACCUAGUUUCCAUGGUGGAGUUGGGAAAACUCAUACUGACCCACCACCCUUCACUUUCCAUCACUAUUCUCAUCCUCACUCCUCCCACCACCCCUUCCACCACCACCACCACCUUAGCCUGCGACUCUAAUGCUCAAUACAUCGCCACCGUCACCGCCACCACUCCCUCCAUCACGUUCCACCGCGUUCCCCUCGCCGCACUCCCCUUCAACACCCCCUUCCUCCCCCCUCACCUCCUCUCCCUCGAACUCACCCGCCACAGCACGCAAAACAUCGCCGUUGCACUCCAAACCCUCGCCAAAGCUUCGAACCUCAAAGCCAUCGUCAUUGACUUCAUGAACUUCAACGACCCCAAAGCCCUCACUGAAAAUCUCAACAACAACGUCCCCACUUACUUCUACUACACUUCUGGCGCCUCCACUCUCGCUUUACUCCUUUACUACCCCACCAUUCACCCAACCCUCAUAGAAAAAAAGGAUACAGACCAACCUUUGCAAAUCCAAAUCCCUGGAUUAUCCACAAUUACAGCCGAUGAUUUUCCAAACGAAUGCAAAGACCCCUUGAGUUACGCUUGCCAAGUCUUCCUUCAGAUAGCGGAAACCAUGAUGGGUGGUGCCGGGAUUAUAGUAAACACAUUUGAAGCCAUUGAAGAAGAAGCCAUCAGAGCGUUAAGUGAGGAUGCGACAGUACCACCACCCUUGUUUUGUGUCGGACCCGUGAUUUCUGCACCGUAUGGAGAAGAAGACAAAGGGUGUCUGAGUUGGCUAAACUUGCAACCGAGUCAGAGCGUCGUGUUGCUGUGUUUCGGAAGCAUGGGAAGGUUCUCGAGGGCUCAGUUGAAGGAGAUAGCUAUUGGGUUGGAGAAGAGUGAGCAAAGGUUCUUGUGGGUUGUGAGAACCGAGUUGGGUGGUGCUGAUGACUCGGCGGAGGAACUGAGUCUGGACGAGUUGCUGCCAGAAGGGUUUUUGGAGAGGACCAAGGAGAAGGGAAUGGUGGUGAGGGACUGGGCCCCACAGGCGGCGAUUCUGAGUCACGACUCGGUGGGUGGGUUCGUGACUCACUGCGGUUGGAACUCGGUGUUGGAAGCGGUGUGUGAAGGGGUGCCGAUGGUGGCGUGGCCUCUCUACGCGGAGCAGAAGAUGAACAGGAUGGUUAUGGUGAAGGAAAUGAAGGUGGCUUUGGCGGUGAACGAGAACAAGGAUGGGUUCGUGAGUUCGACUGAGUUGGGGGACCGAGUUAGGGAACUCAUGGAAUCAGACAAAGGGAAAGAGAUUCGUCAGAGGAUUUUCAAGAUGAAAAUGAGUGCUGCGGAAGCAAUGGCUGAAGGCGGAACAUCACGUGCUUCGUUGGAUAAGUUGGCUAAGCUGUGGAAACAGAGUUGAUUCUCAGUUUGACAUUGACUUGUCCUCUAAAAAUUCUACCAUUUGGUUUCCAAACUUUAAACUUGUAGACUUAAUUUUUUAAGUUGAAUUUGUUUCAGAUUAGUGAUCCUUGCUCAUCUAAAAAUUUAUGAUGCCUGUUAGCUCUUUGGCAAGUGUACCAAAUCGCUCGUAGUAAUAAUUUCUCGGUAAGCCGAGUGUCGUACCA
Glycine soja is the source of this 1704-nucleotide messenger RNA. RefSeq names its product isoflavone 7-O-glucosyltransferase 1. Gene Ontology annotation, molecular function: UDP-glycosyltransferase activity. The transcript has a single exon. Bases 75 to 1499 code for a protein of 474 amino acids. The record is from RefSeq and is a predicted model, not a curated record. NCBI's taxonomy places the organism in Eukaryota, Viridiplantae, Streptophyta, Magnoliopsida, Fabales, Fabaceae.